AUGCCUGCUGGUUCUCCAUCUAAAGGGACGGCUUCAUUUUCUCAGCCCGCACCAAUGACCCGACGUACUCGUUCACGCGAGAACAAAUGCCGGAUUAUUUACUUUGAUGACGCUGCGUUCGCUCCCAACAAUGUUGAGGAUCAAAAACGGGAGAUCGCAGAUCGAAUCGACCAAGAUUCCUACGUUACGCAACAUACUAUCAACCCUUGUCGCUGUUAUCUCACUGGAAAGAAAACUUGUCUCGAGUGA
Molecule: messenger RNA, 249 nt
Organism: Penicillium brevicompactum
Lineage: Eukaryota; Fungi; Ascomycota; Eurotiomycetes; Eurotiales; Aspergillaceae
Exons: 1
Coding region: 1-249 (82 amino acids)
Source: RefSeq, a predicted model, not a curated record